Messenger RNA from Lathyrus oleraceus (garden pea), 1243 nucleotides. RefSeq lists its product as uncharacterized. Gene Ontology annotation, molecular function: glutamine synthetase activity. The record is from RefSeq and is a predicted model, not a curated record. Bases 1 to 852 code for a protein of 283 amino acids. Lineage: Eukaryota; Viridiplantae; Streptophyta; Magnoliopsida; Fabales; Fabaceae. The transcript has 6 exons.
AUGGGUUUGAAUGGAAAUGGAAAUAGGAAUAGGAAUGGGUUAAUAAAUGUGGUGGACGAGGUUGAUGAGUUAGAGAGUGAAGUUUCAUUUGUUGUGAAUGCAGGAUUUGAGACUGAGUUUUUUCUGUUGAAGAGCAUAACAAGGGAAGAAAAAGAAGAAUGGAUACCAUUUGAUUCGAGUCGUUACGGUUGCUCCUCAGCAUUGGAUGUUGCCUCCCCGAUACUUCGUGAAAUUACAACUGCUUUACAUUCCAUAGGCAUUCCAGUAGAACAGUUACACCCAGAAUCUGGAAAUGGCCAAUUUGAAGUGGUUUUGGAAUACACCAUUGGUACUAAAGCUGCAGACAACUUAGUUUACACACGUGAAACUAUAAGGGCAAUUGCUAGAAAACAUGGCUUGAUUGCAACUUUUCUUCCAAAGUACAUUUUAAAUGAAGUGGGUUCCGGAUGCCAUGUUCAUCUAAGUUUAUGGCAGAAUGACAAAAAUGUAUUUAUGGCAUCUGAUGAAUCAUCAAAGUAUGGAAUAUCAACUUUGGGAGAAGAAUUCAUGGCCGGAGUUCUUCAUCAUCUUCCUUCGAUUUUGCCAUUUGUAGCACCACUUCCUAUCAGUUAUGAUAGGUUACAACCGAUGACAGGGGGAUCAUACUUAUUAUGGGGAAUUGAAAACAGGAAUGCACCAUUGCGAGCUUCAUCUCCACCCGGAACUCCCAAUGGUUUAGUGAGUAAUUUUGAAUUCAAACCAUUUGAUGGUGUUGCAAAUCCAUACUUAGGCUUAACUGCUAUAAUUGCUGCUGGCAUUGAUGGUCUUCGACGACAUCUUUCUCUUCCUGAACCUAUUGGCACGAUAAUGUAAUAAGAAUUUCACAUAGUAGUAAGAAAAUUAGUUGAGAUUUUAUAGUUGAGAUUUAAGGCCUAGAUGUCUAUAUUGUUGAAAGGUAAUUCAGUAUUUUAGUAUUUUGCCUACGUGGCAUUAUUGUUUGUGCAUAUAACUAGUAGUGUGCUUAGCCAUUGAGUCGUGUAAUAGUUGUAAGAGAAGUUUGUGUAGUAGUGUGUGUGCGUAACCAUUUACUGUAACUGUUUUAGUAGAAUACUGGAAGACAAUUAGGUUAUGAACUAAAGUGAUUAAAAAAAAUGAACAAGAAUUACAAAAGAAUGAAUCAUAUGAUGUUUGUACAAAUUUCAAGUUUCAUAUUCAUGAUAUGGUCUUAGAAAUCAAUAAACAUGUACCUUGACAUUGUACCAUA